CCACCCUUCACGGAAGUAAGCGCUGGAGAUGGUGGCGGCCUCGUCAGCCUAGCAGCAGGAAGAGGAUGUUUGCUUCCAGCGAAAGGAUAAUAUCACCUUAUUAUAAGCCUUUAUAACAGAGUAAAGCCCCAUAGAGUGUUUGUGCGGAGCCUGCUGGGAUUGAGACGGCGCAUUCCCUCUCCUGGAGCCGGCCUCUGUGAGCCUGAAGCGGGGCGCAGGAGAAAAUGUCCCUGUUCCAGUCGGCACUGGAUUUCCUAGCCGGGCCCGGCUCCUCCGGGGCGGCCAGCCGGGACCAGAAUGAUUUCGUCGGACAGGUCGUUGAGCUCGGUGACAUGAAACUGAGGAUCAGAAGGGUGAUCGCGGAAGGUGGAUUUGCCUUUGUGUAUGAAGCCCAGGACAUGAGCAGCGGUAAAGACUAUGCCCUCAAGAGGCUACUGUCCAAUGAGGAAGAAAAGAACAAGGAAAUCAUACAGGAAGUCUGCUUCAUGAAAAAGCUGUCGGGUCAUCCCAACAUGGUUCAGUUCUGCUCCGCUGCUUCCAUCAGUAAGGAGGAGUCAGACACCGGACAGGCCGAGUUCCUAAUCCUCACCGAGUUGUGUAAAGGUCAGCUGGUGGACUUUAUAAAGCGGGUAGAGCAGAGGGCUCCCCUGUCAUGUGACACUGUGCUGAAAAUCCUCUACCAAACGUGCCGCGCCGUGCAGCACAUGCACAAACAGAAGCCUCCGAUCAUACACAGAGACCUCAAGAUUGAGAACCUCUUGAUUAGUAACCAGGGCACCAUCAAGCUGUGUGACUUUGGCAGCGCCACCACAGUGUCACAUUACCCUGACUACAGCUGGUCGGCACAGAAGAGGUCCAUGGUAGAGGAUGAGAUCACAAGGAACACCACUCCGGCGUACCGAACACCAGAGAUGAUCGAUCUCUACUCCAACUUCCCCAUCAAUGAAAAACAGGACAUCUGGGCCCUAGGAUGCAUCCUCUACCUGUUGUGUUUUAAGCAGCACCCAUUCGAGGAGGGGGCCAAGCUGCAGAUUGUCAACGGAAAAUACUCCAUCCCUCAGAACGAUGUCAAGUACACCGUGUACCACGACCUCAUACGUUCCAUGUUAAAGGUGAACCCAGAGGAGCGCCUGUCCAUUACAGAGUUAGUCAACCAGCUCCAGGAAAUAGCAGCAGCACGCAACGUCAACCCCAAAUCUCCCAUUACAGAGCUGCUGGAGCAGAACGGAGGUUUCGGCAACAACGGAGCCCAGCCGCCCAUGCAGAUCCACAACGUCCACAACAAUGCAGGCAUCUAUGAUCCUGACCAAUCGGGAAGUGGCCUCUUCGAUAUCUUAAGGGGAGGAACAGAGCGCUUCCUGACCAACAUAAAGGACACUUCCUCUAAGGUCAUCCAGUCAGUAGCAAGCUAUGCCAAAGGUGACCUGGAUAUUUCAUACAUCACCUCCAGAAUAGCAGUCAUGUCCUUCCCAGCAGAGGGGGUGGAGUCAGCGAUAAAGAACAACAUUGAGGACGUCCGUCUGUUCCUGGAUUCGCGUCAUGCUGGCCACUAUGCUGUCUACAACCUCUCCAAACGAUCAUACAGGCCUUCUCGAUUCCACAACAGGGUUUCAGAGUGUAACUGGCAGGUGCGCCGUGCCCCUAACCUCCGCAGUCUCUACAGUGUUUGUAAGAACAUGCAUCUGUGGCUCAAACAAGACCAGAGGAACAUCUGUAUAGUACACUGUCUGGAUGGCAGAGCGGCAUCAGCAGUGGCAGUUUGCUCCUUCCUGUGUUUUUGUCGACUUUUCACCACCGCUGAGGCUGCUGUCUACAUGUUCUCAAUGAAACGCUGCCCACCCGGCAUAGCACCCUCACACAAGAGGUACAUAGAGUAUAUGUGUGACAUGAUGGCAGAGGAGCCCAUCAUCCCCCACAGCAAGCCCAUAAUAAUCCGCUCCAUCGUCAUGACACCUGUGCCGUUGUUCAACAAGCAGCGUAACGGGUGCAGGCCGUUCUGCGAGGUCUAUGUUGGAGACGAGAGAGUCCUCACCACAUCACAGGAGUACGACAAGAUGAAGGAUUUUAAGAUGGAGGAUGGAAGAGCAGAGAUUCCCCUCAAUGUGACAGUUCAGGGAGAUGUACUGGUGGUGAUCUAUCAUGCAAGAUCUACACUCGGGGGACGUCUGCAGGCCAAGAUGGCAUCAAUGAAGAUGUUUCAGAUCCAGUUCCACACAGGCUUUGUCCCCAGAAAUGCAACCACUGUCAAGUUUGCCAAGUAUGACUUGGAUGCCUGUGACAUACAGGAGAAGUACCCAGAUUUGUUCCAGGUCAACUUGGACAUUGAGGUGGAACCCAGGGACAGACCCAGCACCAAGACCCCUCCUUGGGAGGGUUUCCAAACCAAGGGCCUCAACCCCAAAAUCCUUUUCUCCUCUCGUGAUGAACAGCAGGAGAUCCUCAGCAAAUUUGGAAAGCCUGAGCUGCCUCGACAGCCAGGUUCCUCAGCAUUUUAUGAUUCAGAGUCGCCCCAGCCGGCUCAGACCCCAGAAGACUCUAAUCCACCAGAACCAGAAUCUCCUGGGAGCACUGAUGGCAAUGCCAACAACUUCUUCCAGACACUAGAUUGGGAAGAUGUGCGUGGCCCUCAGGAUGCUUCAGACAGCCAAGGAGGGGGAUCCAUGAAUGACCAGGAGGACCUGAGUGAUCAAUCAGAAGGAGAGUCCUUCUCUUAUUCUGCCCCCAGUGGAGAGCCACUGUCACGUGACCCCAGUGAACCACUGUUUGAUGCUGACUUCCAGAGCCCCCCUCCCGCAGCCCAGGAAUCUCCUAUUGGGGAUACAGCUGACCUCUUGGGGUUGAAUUCUGACCCCCAACCUCCUUCCAUGUCCUCGACCUCCUCAUCUGCUCCUCAUCAAGGGGUCCAGGAAGGAAUGAAGGCUGCAUCCAGCAACAGUGACCUCCUCAACGACUUGUUUGCACCCCCUGCUGGUCAGACAGUAGCAGUGCAGGAAGACUUGUUCUUCAGUGGGUCAACCAGCGGGACAACACCUGACUCAAAGCCCAUGGGCGACCUUUUUGAUCCGUUUGGGAUGGGGUCCGGCUCUGGUGUUGGAUCCAGUGUGGGUUCAUCUAGGCAGGCCUCUGGACCGGACCUGUUUGGAGACUUGUUGCAUUCUGAUAGUUCAGCCACCAGCGGGUUCAGCUCAGCUCACAGUAACCCCACUCCUGCUUCCAACACAAGCCUCUUCAACCUCAAUAAACUAGUGAAUGAUACCCCAAAGAUGACAUCAUCAGCCAGCCAGCCAGACCUAUUGGGUGGGUGGGACAGUUGGGCAGCUGGCAACACCGCUAGCAUUAGUGCCACUGCCAGCAAACCCAACUAUACCAACACAGCUUCUGGUGUGUCAUCUAUGUCAAAGGCUAAGUCUCAGACCUUUGAUCCUUUUGCUGACUUAGGAAACCUGGCAUCCAAUUUACCAGGUUCCUCUGGGCCGUCCUUUAGCACAAAGGCUCCUCCCUCCUCUGCUAAGCCUCAAGCCCAGCCCUGGCAGGCUGGAAGACCCACCUCAGCCCAGAACAAACCUUGGAUGCCUGGAUCAGGCUCUGGGUCCACACCCAAAGCACCCGCAGCAUCCCAGCCUGCAGGUGCACAGCCCACCAAACCUAACUACAACCUUAACUUUGCUAGUGUCAUUGGUGGGAGAGAGGAGAGAGGAGUCCGUGGGCCUGGAUUUGGCCCCAAGCCUAAGGUAAAGGAGGAUGAUUUUGAAGACCUGCUGUCGACUCAGGGUUUCGCCUCUAGGCCUGAUAAGAAGGGACCAAGGACCAUUGCUGAAAUGAGGAGACAGGAGAUCACAAAAGACAUCGACCCACUUAAACUACAGAUCUUAGACUGGAUUGAAGGGAAGGAGCGAAACAUCAGAGCGCUGCUGUCAACUCUGAACACAGUGCUGUGGGAGGGUGAAACACGCUGGAAGCCUGUGGGCAUGGCUGAUCUGGUGACACCCGACCAGGUGAAGAAGUACUACAGGAAGGCUGUGUUGAUUGUCCAUCCAGAUAAGGCAACAGGCAAGCCUUAUGAACAUUACGCUAAGAUGAUCUUCAUGGAACUGAAUGAUGCCUGGUCAGAGUUCGAGAACCAGGGAUCCAAAGCACUCUUCUAAAACCCUGGUCUGGAUCCCAGACCAGACCAGACCAGACCAGACUGGACUGGAUUUGGCCUAACCAAACAAGGGUUAGACUGGGCCAGAUUGGACAGGACUGAGCCCACAUUGGGCCUUAGGGGCGCAGAGCCUCUGAGAGGUGUCCUCUCUUCCAUUCCCUUCACUCCCAUCGUCCUUCUGUACUUUCUUCUGUUUCUACAGUCAAGGAAAAAGACCUUUUGCCUCGUGUCUGGCUGUAGUGAAAAGUUCCUCACUGGUUAAUAAAGGGGCCAGUUAAAUAAACAUUGUGAUAGCUCUUAAACUCACUGCCUACCUGUACGACUGCCUGAGUGGUGCUGCAAACAUCAGGAGGGAGGAAUGGGUGACAAUCACAUGAAGAAGAGAAAAUGGAAAAGAAAUCAGAUAAAACAAGGACUUUUAAAAUGACCAAGCUGAUUAUCAUGACAGUGGUGUUAAAUAAAAAGAUAAAAUGCCCCUACACUAAUAAAAUGAUGGUAAAUUUUGGCUGUGGCUGGUAAGUUUGUAAUCUGUGCCUGGCACUUUUAUAAACCGCCAGUCAUUUAGCAGACUGGUAAAAAAAAGAAAAUGGGAAAAAAAAUGAACAUGGCUUUAAACUUUGCAGCAUGCCAGCCACCAUUGAAGUUUGCAAAACAUCAAUUGAAUGUUAAACCUUUAAGCUUAGUUGCCUCAAAAAUAAACAAACAUUGCUGAUGAAUCUUGGAACAUACCAGCCACAGCGACCAAUGGACAAGAACAAAAAAAACUCCCAUCCCGCCUCUAAUGCAGAAGCAGGAUUAAAACCUCCCCAGGAUUCUGAAACAAGGUAGAUAUGUUGAUGAUACCCGUUAAUUCUUUGAAGUGCUACUGCUGCACCUUUUGGGGGUCAACACUUUGGUUGGGUUUGCUCUUGAGCCAUUUCCUCUCCAGAAAGACAAGGAUAUUGCCUGCUGAACACUACUAGUGCUGCUUCUACCAUUACAGUUACUGCUACAUACACUCCUCAGAUUGAUGUUAAAACCUGCAUCCUAAACUUCUGACUUCUGACGAAGGAACAGAACUUGUUUUGGACCCCCCAUAUAAACCCAAGCUGGCCGUCUGUUGUUGUUUUUUUGAAGUGCUCUUUUAAUUCCAACCACUCAGGCUAUACUGUGUAGCUAACUGCAUGCUCUCCCACACCAAACCUCUAAACAACUGGAGCUAGGUGUGCUUGAUUUCAAACCAGGGUAGUCCAAAAUGGGCAGGGGGCUCUUUUAAUGAAGUGCUCUUUCCCUUGUAGCAGAGACAGAGAAGAGUCUACUUGCCUGAUUGCGCUGAGUGGCGGGCUACAUGUCCUCCAAGCGUUCACACUGCUCAUUGCUUUUGAGCAUCUCCAUCAUCACUGUCAUUAUUAACCCCUCUCUUUGUCUCUGUAAUCCCCACCCACGUCCUGCACACUACUUCAGUGGACUUUUGUUUUGUCAGUGCAUAGGAGGAGAUCAAAAAGUGAAGGAAUGAAAAGAGAAUAUGGUGAUUUAAUCUGGUUACUAUUGGUUUUACUGUUUCUUGUAUUUUCUGGGUUCGUUCUGAGCGUUUUUUGUCAGUUAAUCAUCACUUCAGUGUAAAUAUAGAAAUAUUAUCAUCCAUCAAGUGGCUUUGUUAAGAUUACAGCUUUGGAAGUUGAUUUGUUAUUGAGCUUCAGGUUUGACUGCGUGAAUGGUUGUAUGAGUGUGUGUGUAAGUGUGUGUGCUUCUUUCUUGGGGGAAGAUAACCUUGUUGGACAUCAUGCUUUCUUGUCUGCGAUCACAAUCCUUUCUUUCUUAAUUUCAUUUUUUCAGCCUCUCCCACACUUUUUGUUUUGUUUUGUUUUGUUUGUGUGGAUGUUUGUCUUUUCAAAAAUCUUUCCAACUUUUUUGCUCAUUUGUUUUGCUCAGUUUUUUAUUUCACAUUUUACCUCAUGGACCAAUCAAAUCACCUGUUUUCUUAUUUAUUAUGUUUUUGGGAGGGUUGGGGUUAUAAUGACAUGUGCUCAUGCAUAUUAAUGCCACAAGUGAAAAAAAUUCAGAUAAUAUAUAAGAAUGUGCUGAGUGCAAGUUGGACAGUUGUCUGAUCACAGUGAGCCUCUUUGUUGCUGUUUUCAUUCCAAAGCAUCUACUAUUAAUACGAAUGUGCUUUUACAAAUAUAUAUCCUCUUUGUUAUUAAGCAGUAUGUGUUUAUCAUUUGUCUCUUCAGUCUGUCUUUUUGUUGUUACUUUUUGUUUCUUUUUUCCUCUUAAGGCAGAAUUGAAGUUGUUCCUUCUGUUUUGCAUUUUGACAUUUUGUUAAAAUUCCAAUGCGAGGGGCCAGUAAACUUAAGUUAAAAAAAUAAAAAAACUCUCUUUGACAGUAUGAUCAUAGUAUAAAGAGGGAGGAUUGCAAAACCACACAUCGGCAGUGUUUACUGUACCAAAUUACAUCAUACUAAUAUGAAUGUAGAUUUCUGUGCAAAAACAAAUAAUUAAAAAUCUUUUGAUCUG
This is a messenger RNA of Dicentrarchus labrax (European seabass), 6637 nucleotides long. It is a transcript of the gene gak, whose product is annotated as cyclin G associated kinase. Gene Ontology annotation, molecular function: AP-2 adaptor complex binding; ATP binding; protein serine/threonine kinase activity. Lineage: Eukaryota; Metazoa; Chordata; Actinopteri; Moronidae. The coding region runs from base 225 to 4145 and encodes 1306 amino acids. The record is from RefSeq and is a predicted model, not a curated record. Gene Ontology annotation, cellular component: cytoplasm. Gene Ontology annotation, biological process: regulation of clathrin-dependent endocytosis; positive regulation of Notch signaling pathway; protein phosphorylation. The transcript is spliced from 29 exons.